AUGCAAGCGGUUCCAGACUCGAGCGGAAGCGAAAGUGAGCUGUCGCAGGAGGACUCCGGCAAGAUAGAGGAGCGAUUCGAUCUCCACCUUCGGAGAAGGUUGGGUGCAGCAUCCCGCAAGCCGUUUGCUGGUGCGAUCUGUGUCGAGCUGUUGUUCUGCGCAUUGAUGAGCAAGUGGGUGCGAGAGAAUGACGUGCACUUCUCGCCACUGGAAAGAUGGGUGCCGGUGGAUGAGCCGGAUUUGAUGAAGCUUUGCUGGGGAACCUUCAUCGUGACAGGCUUGGUGAGGGUGUUCUGUAUUUGCGGGCGUCCCCACGUCUUGAGCUCCCGUGUGCUGCGCAUCGGUGUAGAACGAAUCAUCUCGGAGACCCCAGCAGUCUACAUGCUGGCGGGUACGCUGCAGUGGGUGAUCUAUCUCUCUGCCUUCUAUGUGGAGUACGAUGCAGCCACGCCUGUUGAUCGUGUUCACGACGUGAGUAUGACCCUGCAGGAAGUCCCGACUUUUUUGGGCACACCUUUGGCCUCCUGCCUGCGCAAGAACAACUGGAGCUACGCGGCAUGUCGAGUGGGAGUGACGAAGAACUGUACGAUGCCAUACGAGCCUGAUCGGCACUACACAAAUGGAGAAUGCGUGGAAACAGUGGUCGUUUCCGGCCAGCAGUGUUGCGUCUUCGAGAAGGUCGUCCUCGGACAGCCACUGCUGGAAAUUGGAUUUCGGGUGGACGACCUGUUCAUGUUGGUAAAAUGGCUGGCGAUUCUGAUGUUGGGUUGGGUCGUGCGUGGGUGGGUUGCUACGCCCGCCGCCGCUUCCUUCACCAGUGGCGCCUGGCUGGACAUACUGGAUGCCGUGGUCUUUAGUGAGAACAUCCUCUCCCCUGCAGUUCGCCACCCUGCUUAUGGCAUUGAUUUCGAUGGCAGCAUGAGAUUGAAGAAGCCUGAGCUAUUUGUUUGCAUCUUCAUGACGUGGGUGGUGGCGUUCAGCACUGUCGUGCUGUCGCCUGUGCUGUUCACAGUCUUGAUGCCGGCAGUGGAGGGCCCCGAGCCCAGCACCGCCGAGCUGCAGAAAGAGCAGCUGCAGCGCCUGGAGGACAGCUUGGCUUGCUCGGACGAGCUUGAGGCACGAAACGCGACACAAGCCGUAUUGGAGUUACUCCGCCGACGCAGGAAAGAGCUGCAAGGAAGUGAUGGGCAUCCUGUUUGUGUUGAUGUUCCUGAUGCAUCGCGCAGCGAACAUCGCCGUGGGAGAAUUAUCGGCAGAGCUGCGGUGCAGCACAAUGCUGAGGCUUACCGGGUGAAGUUCACGGAUGGGCGACAUCCGCGCGAGGGGGUUGUCUCUUUGGAGCACAUCUAUCCCGACCAAGACCGCUUGGAGGAGGGAAGCACGAGCUGCUGCACGGGCUGGCUGACUUGCGACACGGAGGCCGAGCUGGAACGCUUCCUUCAGCGGGCGAAGCUGUUGGACGCCAUCCGCUCUCUGUUUUUGUUGGAGCUCCCCUUCUUGUGCUGGCGAAUUUACAUUGACUGGUAUACGGUGGACAUCGCCAACUCGCGGAUCCUAUUCAUCUUCAAAAACGCAAUCUGGGCAGUCAUUGACCUCCUAACGAUCCUCAGUUGCGGCGGCGAUGGUGGUGUAAUGUGCUCCUGUGCACCACUGAAACACGUCGGUGGCCUUGCAGAUACACAGCUGGGAAAAAUCUGGAUCGGUCCCGCCGGCUUGUUUCUGCUGAGCGCCCAAAUCGCCAGCUCUGCGCUUAAAGUCCGACUUCGGCGUCGCCGCGACAACUUGCUGCUCCAUCGUGCCUGGCUCCAAGCUGAGCGCAGCGCUCAAACUGGACCGCUGCAUGAUGCGAAGUUAAAAGAAGUGGCAAACCAAUUGAAUAUCCUCGACGAGAAGCAGAGCUUCGCCCAGCUGGCAUAG
Molecule: messenger RNA, 1917 nt
Organism: Symbiodinium natans
Lineage: Eukaryota; Dinophyceae; Suessiales; Symbiodiniaceae
Source: the annotation of a GenBank genome assembly